Messenger RNA from Pectinophora gossypiella (pink bollworm), 2271 nucleotides. Its product is annotated as probable peroxisomal acyl-coenzyme A oxidase 1. The transcript is spliced from 14 exons. Gene Ontology annotation, biological process: fatty acid beta-oxidation using acyl-CoA oxidase; lipid homeostasis. Lineage: Eukaryota; Metazoa; Arthropoda; Insecta; Lepidoptera; Gelechiidae. The coding region runs from base 38 to 2056 and encodes 672 amino acids. The record is from RefSeq and is a predicted model, not a curated record. Gene Ontology annotation, molecular function: FAD binding; fatty acid binding; acyl-CoA oxidase activity. Gene Ontology annotation, cellular component: peroxisome.
UAAAGACCUGUAUCUUUGCCAACUAAAAGUGGUAAAAAUGAGUCCGAAGAAGGAUUUAAAAGAAAUAAAUGUGGAUUUAGCGAAAGAAAGACAAAAAUGCAACAUCAAUAUUGAAGAAGUGACAAACAUUAUCGAUGGAGGAAAGGAGAAGACUUUGCAAAGAAGGAAAAUUGAGAACAUAGCCCUGAACAGCGGAGCAUCAAGAGAUACGAUCCCUGAAGAAUGUCUUGGCCCUGUGGAGAAAUAUGAAAAUGCUGUCCGAAAAUCUUGCUUGUUUUCCAAAAUUGUAAAGGAGGAAGUGCUUAGUUUCACUGGCCUAGAAACAUUUGGAUCGCCCGUCCUCAGACGUACAGCAGAUGCCUUCUUUAAGGAUAUAUCUCCGUUCCUACUCCAUUUAGGAAUGUUCGUUCCUUCCAUCAUGGGUCAAUGUACUCCAGAACAACAGGCGUAUUGGUUGCCAAAAGCUCUUGAUUUGCAGAUCAUUGGGACGUAUGCGCAGACAGAGUUAGGUCAUGGCACGUUUAUCAGAGGUUUGGAGACGACUGCAACAUACGAUCCAGAAACUGAAGAGUUCGUGUUACACAGUCCUACGAUGACCUCUUAUAAAUGGUGGGCUGGCGGAUUGGGCCGUACCGUAAAUCAUUGUAUUGUGGUGGCUAAACUCUUUACGAAAGGCAAAUGCUACGGGACUCAUCCGUUUAUCGUCCAAAUUCGGGACUUGGAAACCCACAUGCCCCUUCCUGGGAUCAAAGUGGGGGACAUCGGCCCUAGAAUGGGGUUCAACACAGCCGAUAAUGGUUUCCUUGGCUUCGACAACUUCAGGGUACCCAGAGAAAAUAUGAUGAUGAAACAUGCUCAGGUGUUGAAGGAUGGGACGUAUGUGAAAGUAGGGCGCCACGAGAAGCUAACGUAUGGUACCAUGGUCUUCGUUCGAGUGACGUUGGUCAACGAAGCGGCCUUUAAUCUGGCUAAAGCUGUCACAAUAGCUGUUCGGUAUUCUGCUGUGAGGAGACAAUCUCAACCUAAACCCGAUGAACCAGAACCGCAAAUUUUGGACUACAUCACACAACAGCAUAAACUGUUUAUUUGCAUCGCCACGGCGCAUGCGCUGCAACUGACUGGCUCUUGGUUGUGGCGAACAUUUACCAAAGUUCUAGCUGAUAUGCGGUCUGGUAAUACUGAUAAUCUGCCAGAGCUCCAUGCCCUCUCCAGUUGUCUAAAAGCUGUGAGCACUUCUGAUGCUGCUCUGCUGAUUGAGCAGUGCAGACAUGCGUGUGGAGGUCAUGGAUACAUGUUGUCCUCCAAUCUUCCAUUUAUCUACUCCUUUGUUACUGCUACGAGGACUUAUGAGGGAGACUAUACCGUCCUGUUACUGCAGACUGCAAGGUUUUUAGUUAAAGCGUGGGAACAAGCCGAAGCAGGGAAGCCUGUGACGCCUACCGUUUCAUAUUUGUCUAAAGCUUUUGAUGGAAACAAAGUAUACUGGGAAAAUACGCCUGAAGGAAUCAUCCGGUGUUUUGAGGGUGUUGCUGCAGGCAAAACAUCAGCGUGUGUAAGGAGUAUCAGAAAGCGGGUGGAAUCAGGAAUGCCAUAUGAGGAUGCCUGGCAACUAACAACUGUGCAGCUCGUGGCUGCAGCUGAGGCCCAUUGUCGUGCUGUGCUGAUCAGGACGUAUUGGUCGGAAACAGCUAGACUGACUGCGACAGCCAGUUCUGCGGUCAAAACGGUGAUGAAACAACUAGCUUCUCUAUAUCUCAUAUACUGGAAUUUGGAGAAAACUGGAGAUUUAUUGAGGUAUUCCACUUUAUCGGAGGAAGACAUUGUGAACCUGCAACAUAAGUAUGAAGGACUACUGGCGCAGAUAAGACCUAACGCUGUAGGACUGGUUGAUGCCUUUGAUAUAAGGGACGAGGUCCUGAAUUCGACCCUGGGCGCGUACGACGGGCGCGUGUACGAGCGUCUGAUGGAGGAAGCCCUCAAGAGUCCGCUCAACAAGGAGCCCGUCAACGCCAGCUUCCACAAGUAUCUCAAGCCGUUCAUGAGGGGAAAGCUAUAAUAUGGCAAUGCUUUUUAGUAUAUUACUGAUUGUGACAAUAAUUUGUUACAUUGAUGUUAGUAUUUAUUUUAUAUUAGUUUUUGUUUUGUAUGUUUAUUGUCCUUUGUAUAUGUCGUUGUGCAAUAAUUUGUGUAAAAAAUUGAUUGAUUGUAUUUAGGGUUUUACAAGCGUGUAUAUUUACAAGUGCUUCAUGAACAAGUAAUAUUAUUUGUAAU